This is a messenger RNA of Bombina bombina (fire-bellied toad), 1896 nucleotides long. Its product is annotated as gastrula zinc finger protein XlCGF26.1-like. NCBI's taxonomy places the organism in Eukaryota, Metazoa, Chordata, Amphibia, Anura, Bombinatoridae. Gene Ontology annotation, molecular function: RNA polymerase II cis-regulatory region sequence-specific DNA binding; DNA-binding transcription activator activity, RNA polymerase II-specific. Bases 159 to 1736 code for a protein of 525 amino acids. Gene Ontology annotation, cellular component: nucleus. The transcript has 6 exons. Gene Ontology annotation, biological process: regulation of transcription by RNA polymerase II. The record is from RefSeq and is a predicted model, not a curated record.
CUGCUACCGUCUCAGAGAUCUACAUUACACAAACAAAGCUCCCUUUGUAUACUGGCUCCUGUUACUGUGAAGAUCAGGUACAAUACACAUCACUGCAUUUGCCAGUAAAGGAGAAGCAUUAUAAGAAUAUCUGACAAAUUCAGUUGCUGAACAAGAAAAUGUCGGACAAGACUGAGAACCAAACCUCAGACCUUCCUGAUGCACACGGAGGGCUUCUAGAGGAAAACCUAGGCACCGGGCUAUUAAAUGUGAAGGAAGAGGAUGAGACAGAUGAUAUGAAUAGUCAUCAGAGUGAAAUAGAUUGGUCCCUCCCUGCCGACGAAGACGACACUGAUAUAUUGAAAGUUGAGAUAACAGACGAUCUGUGUGUAACGCUGGGAACCCCGUAUGAGGAAACCAGUGACAGUAUCAGCCCACGCCGUAUGGAUGUGACGCCUUCUGAUGGCUCAGCAGUUGAGCGCAGAAGAGAACCGUAUGUGUUUGAUCAGGUGAAGACUGAGGAGGAUGAAGUUCCUAUAAAUACGGCUACAGAUACCUUCUUGAACUACAAUAAUCCUAGUCACGGUCAGAGUGCAGAUGCUUCUUUCAAUCUUCUUCAGUACCAAACAAGCUAUGUAGGAAAUGUAUGUCCUGAAUGUGGGAAAUGUUUUAACACAAAAUCACAACUUAUUAACCAUCUGAAAAUUCAUACAGCAAAGAAAGUGUUUUCAUGUUUGGAAUGUGGGAAAUGUUUUAGUCGGAAAUCAAUUCUUAUUAAUCAUCAGGCACUUCAUAUAGGAAAGAAAGCAUUUUCAUGUUUUGAAUGUGGGAAAUGUUUUAUCUGGAAAUCAUCUCUUUGGAAUCAUCAGAAAAUUCAUUUAGAAGAGAAAGCAUUUUCAUGUUCUGAAUGUGGGAAACGUUUUGCCAAGAAAUCAUAUCUUAUUGAACAUCUGAAAAUCCAUACAGCAGAGAAAGCAUUUUUAUGUUUUGAAUGUGGGAAAAGUUUUGCUCAGAGAUCAAAUCUCAUAACUCAUCAGAAAAUUCAUACAAAGGAGAAAGCAUUUUCAUGUUCUGAAUGUGGGAAAUGUUUUACUCUGAAAUCAACUCUUAUUUCUCAUCAGCAAAUUCAUACAGGAAAAAAAGCAUUUUCAUGUUCUGAAUGUGGGAAAUGUUUUACCUGGAAAUCAAAUCUUAUUACACAUCGGAAAAGUCAUACAGGAGAGAAAGGAUUUUCAUGUUUUGAAUGUGGUAAAUGCUUUACUCGGAAAACAAAUCUUAUUAAUCAUCAGAAAGUUCAUUUGGAAGAAAAAGCAUUUUCAUGUUCUGAAUGUGGGAAAUGUUUUUCCAAGAAAUCAUAUCUUAGUGAACAUAUGAAAAUUCAUACAGGAGAGAAAGCAUUUUUAUGUUUUGAAUGUGGGAAACGUUUUACUCAGAGAUCAAAUCUUAUCACUCAUCAGAAAAGUCAUACAAAGGAGAAAGCAUUUUCAUGUUCUGAAUGUGGGAAAUGUUUUACUCUGAAAUCAACUCUUAUUUCUCAUCAGCAAAUUCAUACAGGAAAGAAAGCAUUUCCAUGUUCUGAAUGUGGGAAAUGUUUUACCUGGAAAUCAAAUCUUAUUACACAUCGGAAAAGUCAUACAGGACAGAAAGGAUUUUCAUGUUUUGAAUGUGGUAAAUGCUUUACUCGGAAAACAAAUCUUAUUACUCAUGAGAGAAUUCAUAUUGAAGGGAAUCAGGGAAAUCAUAGAUUAACCUUGUAAGUGCAGAGGGUGAUACAUAAGCAUCAUCUGCACAAUACCUAGAGUGCUCAUGAUUACAUAUACUCUGGGGACAUUCUUUUGUAGCUGUUUGAGGCCCCUUUGCACCUAAUCUGCAGUUAUGAGAUAGUGUAGUGUGCUCAUCACAGUGUGUGUGUGUGUG